Messenger RNA from Closterium sp. Naga37s-1, 5031 nucleotides. NCBI's taxonomy places the organism in Eukaryota, Viridiplantae, Streptophyta, Zygnematophyceae, Desmidiales, Closteriaceae. The record is from the annotation of a GenBank genome assembly.
AUGCUCAGAAGCUUACAAAUCCACCCACAAGUCAUCCGUUUUCGGUUUCUUCACUUCUUGUUUCUGCAGACGGCAGACGCGAAAGUCGUCGUGGGGUCGCUCGUGUGGGUCGAGGACUCGGACCAAGCAUGGGUGGAGGGGGAGGUGGUGAAGGUGGAGAAGAAGAAAGUAACGGUCAAAGUCGGGGAUAAGGAGACGGUGUACCGGCUGAAGCACAUCCAUCCGAAGGACCCAGACGCGCCGAGCGGCGGUGUGGACGACAUGACGAAGCUCGCGUACCUCCACGAGCCCGGAGUCCUGCACAACCUCGCCGUGCGAUACUCGCUCGACGAAAUCUACACGUACACGGGCAGCAUUCUCAUUGCAGUGAAUCCCUUCCAAAGGCUGCCCCACCUGUACGAUGUGCACAUGAUGGAGCAGUACCGGGGCUCCCGCCUGGGCGAGCUGAGCCCCCACGUGUUCGCCAUCGCUGAAACCUCCUUCAGGGCGAUGGUGGACUACAAGCUGAGCCAGUCGAUCCUCGUGAGUGGGGAGAGCGGUGCCGGCAAGACGGAGACCACGAAGCUGCUCAUGCAGUACCUGGCGUACAUGGGCGGGCGGGCCACCGAGGGGCGGUCCGUGGAGGCUCAGGUGCUUGAGUCCAAUCCGCUGCUCGAAGCAUUUGGGAAUGCCAAGACUGUCAGGAACAACAACUCCAGUCGCUUUGGCAAGUUUGUCGAGAUCCAGUUCGAUGAAUCUGGACGCAUUUCAGGAGCAGCCGUGCGCACGUACCUGCUGGAGAGGUCCCGGGUGGUGCAGAUUUCAGACCCCGAGCGCAACUACCACUGCUUCUACCAGCUCUGCUCGGGAGCCUCUCCUGAGGAGGUGGAGAAGCUGAAGCUGGCGCCAGCAGAGACGUUCCACUACCUCAACCAGAGCAAUUGCUUCGAGCUGCCGGGCAAGGAGACAAACGCGGAUGAGUACAUCAAGACGAGACGGGCCAUGGACGUCGUUGGGCUCAGCCCUGAGGAACAGGACUCGAUAUUCCAGGUGGUGGCGGCAAUUCUCCAUCUGGGCAACAUCACGUUUGCACCAGGCAAGCAGCCCGACUCGUCCAAGGUGUCGGGCGACAAGUCCAAGUACCACCUGGAGGCCGCUGCCUCCCUGCUCAGGGUGGACAAGAAGCAGUUACGAGAGUCGCUCAUAUCGCGCACGCUGGUGACGAGGGACGGCAACAUCAAGAAGGAGCUCGACCCGGCAGCGGCGCUCAUCAGCCGAGACACGCUCGCCAAGACCAUCUAUGCUCGGCUGUUCGAUUGGCUGGUGGACAAGGUGAACAAGUCCAUAGGGCAGGACCCCAACGCCAAGACCAUCAUCGGUGUGCUCGAUAUCUAUGGCUUCGAGACCUUCCAGUGCAACAGUUUUGAGCAGUUCUGUAUCAACCUUGCGAACGAGAAGCUUCAGCAGCACUUCAACCACCACGUGUUCAAGGCGGAGCAGGAGGAGUACGAGAAGGAGGAGAUCAACUGGAGCUACAUCGAGUUUGUGGACAACCAAGACGUGCUCGAGCUCAUUGAAAAGAAGCCAAUGGGGAUCAUCUCACUCCUCGACGAGCAAUGCAUGUUCCCCAAGUCGAAUCACGAGACGUUUGCCACGAAGCUCUACCAGACAGUGGGAACCCACGCGCGCUUUGAGAAGCCCAAGCUGUCUCAGACCGACUUCACCAUCGAUCACUAUGCUGGCAAGGUGACCUACCAAACCGAUCUCUUCCUCGAGAAGAACAAGGACUAUGUGGUGAUGGAGCAUCAGACGGUGCUGUCCGAGUCCAAGGACCCCUUCGUGGCUGGCCUCUUCCCCAUCCCCGCGGGUGACAAGGCCAAGACCAAGUUCACGUCCCUGGGAUCUAGCUUCAAGCAACAACUGGCAGAGCUCAUGGCCACUCUGAACCAGACUCAACCGAACUACAUCCGCUGUGUGAAGCCCAACGGCAUGUACCAGCCACAGCUGUUUGAGAACGUCAAUGUCAUCCACCAGCUCAGAUGUGGGGGUGUGUUGGAGGCGAUCCGAAUCAGCUGUGCAGGGUAUCCCACGCGGCGCACAUUUGACGAGUUCCUGGACCGCUUCUCCUUCCUGGACCCAGAGGCCUGUGACGGCAGUCAGGAUGACAAGACGGCAAUCACGACUCUUCUGGACAAGCUUGGCUUUGCCAACUACCAGGUGGGCAAGACGCAGGUGUUCCUGAGAGCAGGUCAGAUGGCUGACCUCGAUGCGAUGAGGGCGGAGAAGCUGGGGGAGGCCGCCAAGGUCAUCCAGAGGGCAUUCAAGGCGUGGAUGCAGAGGCGUGUGUUCCAACGGCUGCGCGCGGGAGUGCUGCGAGUGCAGGCGCUGUGGCGAGGUCACAAGGCCCGGCUGCAAUACGAGAGCAUCAGGAGGAACGCGGCAGCAGUGCGUGUGCAGAAGCACGUGCGGCGGUUCGUGGCUCAGAGCAAGUACCGGCGCACACGGCAGGCAGCCGUGGUGCUGCAGUCAGGGGCGAGGGGCAUGGCGGCUCGCAAGGAGGCAAGGCAGAGACGGGAGAACAGGGCUGCUGUCAAGAUACAGAGCAAGUGGAGAGGGCACGUGCAGCAGCAGGAGUAUGGGAGGAGGAAGAAGAGUGCUUUGGUCCUGCAAUCCUCAUGGAGGGGCAGGGCUGCCCGCCUGGAGCUCAAGAAGCUCAAGCAUGACGCGAAGCAAACGGGGGCACUGCAAGAGGCAAAGACGAAGCUGGAGAAGCAGUGCGAGGAGCUCACAUGGCGGCUGCAGCUGGAGAAACGAAUGCGGCUGGACGUGGAGGAGGCGAAGACAGCAGAGAUUCAGAAGCUACAGCAGGAGCUGGAGGGAGCAAUGAAGAAGGUCGAUGAGGCACACGCUGAAACCCUCGCAGCCAAAGCAGAGAUCCAAGCAGCUAAGGCAGAGACCGAGAGGCUAUCCCUCGAAUUGGCAACAGCAGCACAGUCAGCACAAAUCGCAUCCCAGUCCCUCGACCUUCCCAGCACACCUGCUGCUGCUGCUGCUGCUGCUGCUGCUGCUGCUGCUGCUGCUGCUGCUGCUACUCCUGGUUCUGCCGCAAGGGUUUCUCUUUCCGCCUCUGCCUCUGCCGCACCCACUGGUGCCGCGGUCGCAGCAGCAGCAGUUGCCGGCUCCUCCCCUCCCCACUGCGCCUCCUCCACCCCAGGAUCCCCCUUCAUCACCCCCAGAAAAUCCUCCUUCCCUGGCGCCACCGCCACUGCCAAUACCCACUCAACCCCUGCCUCCUCCGGGUCGUUCAACCUGGGAAGCGCGGCUUUGAAUGCGGUGCAGUCAGAUGGAGCGGGGUUAGGUGCGGCGAGCAGCAGGGAGCUGGCGGUGGAGAAUGCUCAGCUGAAGGCGCUGCUGGCGGAGAGUGACGAGCGGGUGGCGCAGGUGGAGGCGGAGGUGAGGGAGGAGAUUGGCAAGAGGGAGCGCCUGCUGGAGGAGACGCAGGAGGAGCUGCGCAAGGUGCAGGAGCUGUGCGCGCGACUCGAGGAGCAGGUGAAGAACGCGGAGCAGGAGAACCAGGUGCUGCGUCAGCAGGCCCUGUCAGCCGCCAUGCCAGCCAAGCCCGGGCUGCCACGUGGCCCCUUGCCAGCCUCGCUGUACACACGUCAGCAGCUGGAGGGCGGCCUCCCUUCGCCCACCACCCCGCGUUCCCAGAUGCUGCAUCCGCCAGAGUCCCCUCAGGGCACGCCUGCCACGCCCAGUGAGGUGGAGAGCAAGCGGCUGAAGCACCUGAACGACCGGCAGACGCAAGACCAGGAGGCGCUCUUGAAGGUGAUAGUGAGCGAGGUGGGGUUCGACAGCAGCCGGCCGGUGGUGGCGUGUGUGACGUACAAGGCGCUGCUGCACUGGCGGUCGUUUGAGGCGGAGCGCACGAGCGUGUUCGACCGCAUCAUCCAGACCAUCGGCGGGGCGAUCGAGAACCAGCAGAGCAAUGAGAGGCUCGCCUACUGGCUGGCCAACACCAGCUGCCUGCUGUUCCUGCUGCAGCGCACACUCAAGGCGAGCGGGGCGCCGGGGUCACAGGCGCAGCGGAGGAGAAGCGGGAUGCAGCAGACGACUCUAUUUGGCCGCAUGACCCAGAGCUUCCGAGGAGGUUCGCCUACAACACCCACGGGGGUGGUGGGGGCGAGUGGGGGCCUGGAGCACAUCCCCCAGGUGGAUGCCAAGUACCCGGCUCUGCUGUUCAAGCAGCAGCUGACGGCGUAUGUGGAGAAGUUUUAUGGGAUGAUUCGAGACAACCUCAAGAAGGAGAUCUCGCCCACCCUCGCCCAGUGCAUUCAGGCGCCGCGCAUCUCCCGGGCGGCAUACGGGCGGCACUCAUCCCACCGGGGGGCGCCGGUGGCCACAGCCACGCACGCACUGAGCUCGCACUGGGGCAGCAUCAUCGCCACGCUCACCACGCUGCUCACCACGCUCAAGGACUCCCAUGUGCCGUCUUUCCUCGUGCGCAAGCUGGUCACCCAGAUCUUCUCCUUCAUCAACGUUCAGCUCUUCAACAGUCUGCUGCUACGUCGUGAGUGCUGCUCCUUCAGCAAUGGCGAGUACGUGAAGGCAGGGCUGGGCGAGUUGGACCACUGGUUGCACGAGGCAACUCAUGAGUACACGGGCAACGCGUGGGAGGAGCUCAAGUAUAUCCGCCAGGCUGUCGGCUUCCUGGUGAUACACCAGAAGCCCAAGAAGAGCAUGCAGGAGAUCACAUCGGACCUCUGCCCGGCGCUGAGCAUCCAGCAGCUGUACCGCAUCAGCACCAUGUACUGGGACGACAAGUACGGCACCCACACCGUCUCCUCUGAAGUCAUUUCAGAGAUGCGGAGGCGUAUGAGCGACGAGAACAGCGCAUCCGUCAGCAACUCGUUUUUAUUGGACGAUGAUUCCAGCAUCCCUUUUUCUGUGGAGGACAUUUCAAAGAGCACCCACGAGAUUGACCUACGGUCACUGCAGCUGCCACCAGCCAUUCGCGACAACAGCACCUUCCAGUUCCUUCUCACUCACUAG